GGUUCAUAAGUUCAUUAGGCAAACAAUACUUAUUCUAAGCUAACAAGUUGUUGGCAUGAUGUUACUGAUUUCUUGAUUUCCUUAAAUAAGAUCUUGGAUUUAAAUUUUGUGCAUGAAAAAAAACAUGAUCAAAAUGAGAGAUCUUACUAAAGGUGGAUCAACCAAAUUCUUUAACAAAAAUUAGUCACUUAUUCCUAGCUUUUGAGAUUAUAAUCUUGCUUUAAAAAGCCACUAGUUGACUAACUUGAGCAAACUCACUAGCAUGGAGAUGGAGCUUCACAUUUCCUUAUCUACAAUCCUUCCUUUCUUCAUCUUAGUGUUCAUGCUAAUAAUCAACAUAGUUUGGAGAUCAAAAACCAAGAAUUCAAACUCCAAGUUGCCACCAGGACCAAGGAAGCUACCUCUCAUCGGAAACAUACACCACCUUGGAACUCUGCCUCAUAGAUCCCUAGCAAGAUUGGCAAAUCAAUAUGGUCCUCUCAUGCAUAUGCAGCUUGGUGAGCUAUCCUGCAUAAUGGUAUCUUCCCCCGAAAUGGCGAAAGAAGUGAUGAAGACACAUGAUAUCAUCUUUGCAAAUAGGCCUUAUGUGCUUGCUGCUGAUGUUAUCACUUAUGGCUCUAAGGGCAUGACCUUCAGCCCGCAAGGAACUUAUUGGAGGCAGAUGAGAAAGAUUUGCACCAUGGAACUGCUAGCACCAAAGCGUGUUGACUCCUUCAGAUCAAUCAGGGAACAAGAGUUGUCAAUUUUUGUCAAAGAGAUGUCUUUGAGUGAAGGGUCACCUAUCAAUCUCAGUGAGAAGAUUAGUUCAUUGGCAUAUGGGCUAAUAUCACGGAUUGCUUUUGGUAAAAAAUCCAAAGACCAAGAGGCUUAUAUAGAAUUUAUGAAGGGUGUCACUGAUACAGUUUCAGGGUUCUCUCUUGCUGAUCUGUAUCCUUCCAUUGGACUUCUUCAAGUUCUUACUGGGAUUAGGCCUAGAGUUGAGAAAAUCCGUCGAGGAAUGGAUAGGAUAAUUGAUAACAUUGUUAGGGAUCACAGAGACAAAAAUUCGGACACACAGCCUGUUGUUGGUGAAGAAAAUGGGGAAGAUCUAGUUGAUGUUCUUUUAAGGCUUCAGAAGAAUGGUAACCUCCAACACCCCUUAUCUGACACUGUUGUCAAAGCAACCAUUAUGGACAUAUUCAGUGCUGGAAGCGAGACGACUUCAACAACGAUGGAGUGGGCAAUGUCAGAACUUGUGAAGAACCCAAGGAUGAUGGAGAAAGCACAAAUUGAGGUAAGAAGAGUCUUUGAUCCAAAAGGAUACGUGGAUGAAACAAGUAUUCAUGAACUGAAAUACUUGAGAUCAGUUAUCAAGGAAACUUUGCGUUUGCAUACACCUGUUCCAUUGCUGCUUCCAAGGGAAUGCAGUGAGAGAUGUGAGAUUAAUGGGUAUGAGAUACCAGCCAAGAGCAAAGUCAUAGUUAAUGCAUGGGCAAUUGGGAGGGAUCCUAACUAUUGGAUUGAAGCUGAGAAGUUUAGUCCUGAAAGGUUCAUUGAUUGCUCAAUUGAUUACAAAGGUGGUGAGUUUCAGUUUAUUCCAUUUGGAGCUGGAAGGAGGAUAUGCCCUGGCAUCAAUCUUGGCAUUGUUAAUGUUGAAUUCUCACUUGCAAAUUUGCUUUUCCAUUUCGAUUGGAAGAUGGCUCCAGGGAAUAGUCCCCAAGAACUUGAUAUGACUGAAUCCUUUGGCUUGUCACUAAAAAGAAAACAGGAUUUGCAGUUGAUUCCUAUCACUUACCACACAGCUGCAUAAUUGAGUGUCAUUAACUCUUUAUCAUAAAUUGAAAAUCUCAGUUAGUUAUAUGAUGGAGAAAAUUUGUUUGGACUUAGGACCAUGGACAUGCAAUCUAGGACCACAUAAUUUCUCCAAGCUAAGGCCAUAACUGUUGUGUGCAGUUCCUAUCAGGCAUUGGCCACGUGUGGCCAAUAGCUAAUGUGUCAUCCUUCUUUCUCUCUUUUAAAAUUUGGCUUGUAUCCUAGAGUAAGUCCUUUAAAUUUAUUUUCUGUAAUUCACAGCCAUAACUCCAGAAAUUAGAACAUGAGUUUAAUUACUUUUAAGAUUCAUGAGACCGUACAGAGAAUCACUA
This is a messenger RNA of Glycine soja, 2123 nucleotides long. RefSeq names its product cytochrome P450 71D10-like. Gene Ontology annotation, molecular function: heme binding; oxidoreductase activity, acting on paired donors, with incorporation or reduction of molecular oxygen; monooxygenase activity. The coding region runs from base 263 to 1789 and encodes 508 amino acids. NCBI's taxonomy places the organism in Eukaryota, Viridiplantae, Streptophyta, Magnoliopsida, Fabales, Fabaceae. The transcript is spliced from 2 exons. The record is from RefSeq and is a predicted model, not a curated record.